AUGGAGGAACAGUUAAAUGUGGUUCUUGGUCAGACCCUGGAAACUGCAGAUACCAUUCUCUGGGGUCAGAAAUGUUGCUACAAGGAACGUCCAUCCCGAGGGAACAAUAUCUCGGAGCAUCAUUCCAAGGACACACUAGGAGGAAAAACGGCUGGAUCUUUCCCAGUAUUCUCACUUUUGUCCUUUAUCUUGAUACAUUUGGUGUUAUCUUCUGUUUCAGGCCCUAGACACUGGUGGCCACCACAUGGAAUUAUUAAGGUGAAAUGUCUGUAUGAGAAAGUAAAGUUGAGUUGGUACAAUGGAACAAUCAACCCCUGCCCUGGCUUAUAUCAACCCAUCCGUGGUACCAGUUUUAUAAUCUAUGAUAAUCCCUGCAUCCUGUGUGUUGAGAGCUUGAAAUCUCAUGGAAGAAUCAGGUUUUACCGUGAUGGAAAAUGUUAG
This is a messenger RNA of Piliocolobus tephrosceles (Ugandan red Colobus), 441 nucleotides long. It is a transcript of the gene SPINK14, whose product is annotated as serine peptidase inhibitor Kazal type 14 (putative). The transcript is spliced from 5 exons. NCBI's taxonomy places the organism in Eukaryota, Metazoa, Chordata, Mammalia, Primates, Cercopithecidae. The record is from RefSeq and is a predicted model, not a curated record. Bases 1 to 441 code for a protein of 146 amino acids. Gene Ontology annotation, molecular function: protein binding.